Candida albicans SC5314 is the source of this 456-nucleotide messenger RNA. Its product is annotated as peptidylprolyl isomerase family protein. Lineage: Eukaryota; Fungi; Ascomycota; Pichiomycetes; Serinales; Debaryomycetaceae. Gene Ontology annotation, molecular function: peptidyl-prolyl cis-trans isomerase activity. The record is from RefSeq and is a predicted model, not a curated record. The coding region runs from base 1 to 456 and encodes 151 amino acids. Gene Ontology annotation, biological process: protein peptidyl-prolyl isomerization. The transcript has 2 exons.
AUGAAAGUAUCAUUUAUUUCUUUAGCCACAAUUGUAUUAUCUCAAUUGUUCCCUUCAGUUUCAGCAACUGCAUCUCCAGAUGAAUUAAAAAUUAAAAUUCUUAAAUCUGUUGAAUGUAAACGUAAAACCAAAUCAGGAGAUUUUAUAAGUGUUCAUUAUUCCGGUAAAUUAGAAGCAGAUGGUAAAGAAUUUGAUAGUUCAUAUCUGAGAGGUACACCAUUACCAUUUAAUCUCGGUGGGAAACAAGUGAUUACUUGUUGGGAUGAAGGAUUAUUAGAUAUGUGUAUUGGUGAGAAAAGAGAAUUAUGGUGUCAUCCAAAUGUAGCUUAUGGGAGUCAAGGAAUUGGUCCAAUUCCACCUAAUGCUGCAUUAAUAUUUACUGCUGAAUUGAUUGAUAUUGCUGGGGUUGAUAAAGAAGAAGAAGAAGAAAAAGUUGUAAACAAAGAUGAAUUAUAA